CAUGCGGAACCCCCAGCACCUGACCGCACUCCUGCUCCUCCUCUUGGCGCUCUUCUCCGCCUGCGAGUCCCGCAGGAGAGCUUACCGCCUGCCAGCGCUCCAGGGACGCAGUGCCUCCGGCAGCCCCGCCGCCCAGGACGUCGGUUCUGGGCGGGACCUGAUGAAGAAGUUCAUGCUGAUGCGGGGCCUCUUCCAGCAGCCGCCCAGCGACAACGUGAUCGUGAUCUCGCAGCCCUCGACCACGACGACCACCACGACCACGCCCACCGGUUCGCCCACCACCACCACCACCACGACCACCACAACCACCACCAACAGCACUGCCCGCUCCCUGCCUCUCCAAGCAGCGGACUCGCAGCAGAGCCAGGUGAUGGUGACGCUGCCGGUGCCCACCUCCACUGGCCGGGGAUUCGAGGGGCGCCUGGAUCUGCCGGAGGAGGAGGAUGAGGAGGAGGGGGAGCGCGAAGGAGCAGCGCUGCCAGUGGAGCCCCAGAAGCGGAGGAAGCAGGCGCAGUGGCCCAACAAGCUCCGCCGCAGCAAAACCGGAAACAGAAACAGGAACAGGAACAGGAGCCUGGUGAAGAAGAGCCACCGACGGGUGCACAAGCACCCCCAGAAGAAGAAGCAGAAGAGCCGAGUCCAGAAUAGGAAGCCCACCGAGAGGCGGUCGGCAACCCAGCAGCAGCAGCAGCAGCAGCAGCAGCAGCGCAACUCGGAGUCCGCGGCCAACUUCAUCGAACCCUACCACCUCGACGGACCACAAUCUCCACCGCCAGCGGGUCAGUCGGCCGCCGGCUCUCAGUUGCAGCGCAUCUGGCGACGCUUCCGGAUCGCCAACUGA
This is a messenger RNA of Drosophila ficusphila, 841 nucleotides long. RefSeq names its product activating signal cointegrator 1 complex subunit 2 homolog. Bases 2 to 841 code for a protein of 279 amino acids. Lineage: Eukaryota; Metazoa; Arthropoda; Insecta; Diptera; Drosophilidae. The transcript has 2 exons. The record is from RefSeq and is a predicted model, not a curated record.